Messenger RNA from Callorhinchus milii (elephant shark), 1734 nucleotides. RefSeq lists its product as uncharacterized. Lineage: Eukaryota; Metazoa; Chordata; Chondrichthyes; Chimaeriformes; Callorhinchidae. The transcript has 3 exons. The coding region runs from base 53 to 1048 and encodes 331 amino acids. The record is from RefSeq and is a predicted model, not a curated record.
CCCGGUUCCUGAGCCAGUUUCUGUCUUCCAAAAUCUGAAUAAAACUGCUCAGAUGGGGUGCAGAUGCUGUAGAAUGAUAAAAAGCUACAUUUUUGGACCAGCUAUUAUAAGAGAAGUGCCUCCCAGCAGUAUAAGAAAUGAGAAAAAACAGAAUGAAAUUAAACGGGAGAUCUCAACUCACAAUAGCUGUCUCAACUCCAACAACUCUGUUAUUUCAACUUUAGACAAAAUAAAAAACUUGGCAGAAGAAACCAGUCAACAAAAUGUGGGAAUAAUUGAAAAGGAAAGUAAGUUACCACAAGAGAAAAGCACAACACGUGUACAAGAAGCAGUGAGAAAAGCUAAUGAUGAAACUGAAAGUGAAGGUAAAUUUCCUCAUCAUAACGUAUUAAAACGUCUGGAUUCCCAUGAAGUUUUACUUGAGGAUAAUAAAGGUAGAGCAACCAGUAGAGGUGAUUUCUCCUCCACCAAUAAAACGGAUACAGCUAAAGAUGACGUGGGAGCAGAGACCAGUGAUUGUACACUUAAUGGUCUAUCCAUUGUACAUUCUGCUAAAGUGGAAGAUUUCCAUGAAUUUCAUACAACCAACCAAGCAGAUAAAGAAAUGCCAGAUAAUGAAGUUGACAUUGUAAAUGUCAGAAAUGUAUCACAUAUGAAAAACGAAUGUAUGUUGGAUACAAUGGAAAAAGAGUUGAAAAUAACCCGUUUAUCCAAAACUUUUAAUGAAGACAUAAAUACCUUAAAUGGAUACAAAAAACUAGAAAUUACUGAAACAGACAGUGGCAAAGAUUAUAUGAAGCGGUACUUUGAAAGUAAUGGUGAAAUUAUGCUACAAGUCUCAAGCCUAACAAACUCUGAGUCCAGUAAUGCAAUCUGUUCUCCAGGUAGUGACAGAAUAAGAAACGUUAACACAGAAUUCAUCAAAGACCUGGUGGAAGAAAGGAAACAAACUACAGAGGAGGAGGAGGAGGAUCCAGAGGUGGCAGCUGCUCUUGCAGCAUUAGAGGCAGCAACGGCAGGAGAGGAUUUUCUAGAUGAUUGGAGCUAAAUACAUAGAUGUUUAUCAUCAGCAGCUUAAAAUAAGUCACAUGGUUGCAACAAUCUUGGUGUACAGAUGACAAAAUCACAAGCAUCGUCUGAAACAUAAUUAUGUUGUGUAUCGGUGAUUUAUUCCAAGCUCCUUUAUUUAUAACAUAUACAGUCUUUUCAGAUUAGUUCCUUUGCCUACAUUUGCAGGUUCUGCUGUCGGGAUAGGGCAUCAUGUGCACAUCCCACAUUUCAGCAUUCAAAUGUAUUUUAUCUGCAAACAUAUCUUUUGCAAAAUAACAAAACAAAGUUGUCAUCAUGUGACAAUUGAGCUAAUACGUUUUGAGAAUGUGCCCAAGAAUAAUGUGUUAAAUGCUUUUGCCUAUAUGUGAAGAAAAUGAGUGAUUGCUUUAACUCGUCAAAUGUUGGCACUAGUUCUUUGGUGAGAAGUGUCAGUACAGUUUUGAAUUCAACAGUUCUCAAUUCCAAAACAACAUGCAAUUUCUUUUAAGGUAAACUGGAGUUGGCAUCUUACAAUGUCCUAGCUUAAGAUAAUUCAUGGGGAAUUAUUAUAUAUUUUUCACAGACCUCAGUCCUGCGUGGAAAAAUAUUAUUAGAAUGAUGUAUUCUAAUAAUAACGAUGGACAGAAGCAUAGACAUUUGCAUUUAAUAACAAGUUGCAUUUAUAUAGCAUCCUUCACACUCCAU